Styela clava is the source of this 1412-nucleotide messenger RNA. The record is from RefSeq and is a predicted model, not a curated record. NCBI's taxonomy places the organism in Eukaryota, Metazoa, Chordata, Ascidiacea, Stolidobranchia, Styelidae.
UUAUUUAUUGUUCAGACGACACCUGGCGUGAAAACGACAUAGCACUUAUUAAAAUGAAGCUGCACAUCGCGAUGAACUUGCUUUUUGUGGCGUGCACUGUUGCAAAUGACAAUUAUUAUGUACCUAACAUACCGCGACCUCGUUGUCCAUCACUGCCGCCGGAUACGGUCGGUAUUUGCGCAGAUCUCUGUACCGAUUACUCCUGUCCAGGGGAUCAGUUAUGCUGUUCCAACGGAUGCGGCCGCGUUUGCAAAGAUGCUUAUUAUGAUGGAUGUCCAGGUGGGGGACAGCUAGCCUGCAAACCGCCAGCGUGUGAUGUAACUACUUGUCCCAGACAAAUUGAAGCAACAUGCAGACCAACUUGCUUCGGAUGUAUACCUCAUUUCUUUGACCAAUUCAACAAUGAAGUCACAGAAAAAUGCGAAUGUCGUAACGGUGAACUACCUGUGCAAUGCUCCGACAAUCCUUGUCGACAGAAAAAAUGCCGUAGGCAUCCCAAAGCAGUUUGUCGUACAAAUACAUGUGGAAAAUGUGAGGCUAUUUUCUACGAUCGUUUUGGAAACGAAGUCAAUUGUAAACCAGUAUGCAAGCAAGAAAAAUAUCCAGGACCGUGCAAAGCCAAUAUGCCAAGAUAUUAUUACAACACUGAAUCCAAAAGAUGCGAACGGUUCAUCUAUGGCGGUUGCCAAGGGAACGAAAAUAAUUUCAAAACUUUGAAGAAAUGUCAAAGAACUUGUGGUCACGACAUUUGUAAGCAACCAAAGGAUUCAGGACCCUGUGAAGCCGCGAUUUCAAGGUAUUUUUUCAACACUAAAAGUCAAGCAUGUGAACAAUUCUUCUACGGAGGGUGUGAGGGAAAUGACAACAACUUCGAAACUUUGCAGAAAUGUCAGAGUAAAUGCGGCGGAUACAAAUUUGAUCCAAAAUGCCCCAAGUAUAAACGUUGCCCCGCGCCAGAUCCAGAAAUUAUAAGAACACUUCAUGCUCGACGUUGCCUUCACCCAUCCUGCUUCUCUAAUGAUGUUUGCCAAAGGGGGAAUAUCUGUUGCAGUAACGGAUGUCAACAAAAUUGUAUAUCACCUCCAUACCAAGUCUAUCGCUGCCCGGCACCUAUUGCACCAGUUUCUCAAACAGCUUGUCCGAAGAUUUGUGAUACAAACAGUGACUGCAGAAGCGGUUACAUGUGUUGUGAUUUGUUCUGUGGGACUCAUUGCACUGCAAAACCAAGACCGUGUGACCCCAAUGAACCAAUGCAUAAGUGCAUAAACCUUUGCGAAGGAUUAGUCUGCAGAAAAUAUCCUGGAGCAAAAUGUCGAGUACACGGUUGUAGCGGGUGUAAAGCCGAAUUUUACGAUGAUCAGAAUAGACGAGUUAAAGACUGCGAUGAUAUUAUUCCUCCACCUUAUUUAUAA